Molecule: messenger RNA, 1179 nt
Organism: Solenopsis invicta (red fire ant)
Lineage: Eukaryota; Metazoa; Arthropoda; Insecta; Hymenoptera; Formicidae
Exons: 2
Coding region: 1-1179 (392 amino acids)
Molecular function (GO): zinc ion binding; nucleic acid binding
Source: RefSeq, a predicted model, not a curated record
AUGUCGGAGCGUGGUCUCGCCGCGGCCGACGAGGACGGUAUUGAAGCGGCGGACGAAGAAAAUAAGAACAAGGGACUUCGAAAGCGGAUCUCAUUGACGAAUGUGUCUCUCGCACCAAGUUUGACGAGCACACAGCGACGAAGUAGCGAAAAUUUUGUCAAGCAGCAAGGAGUCACUGGAGAGACGGAGGCAGAUCAAGCCUUUCGUAUCUGCAGGGACGCAUUUCUCGAGCUGUCAUCGGCAUAUUUAAAUGCUUUGGAAAAACAUGUGUCUGCUCCUCCAUUAUCUGAGGAACUUAAAACUCAUAUUGAUAAAGCUGUCAUUAAUGCGUUUGACUCUUUGCGCACGCAAAUGGAACAUGCCGACCGGGCGGUCGGGGCGACCUGUGCGCCAAGUACAUCUGCUAAUACAGGUGCAAAAAUCUAUGCGUCCACUUGUUCGGCGCAACCGACGAUCCACCGCGUGGCCCGGAGUCCUGUUCUAGACAUUCCAAAGACCACUAAUCUCAUAGUCACUCCCACGGACGAGUCUGGCCUUGCGACUUCUCGCGAAACCAGGAGUGUCUUGGAAAAAUCUUUAAAGCCUUCCGAGUAUGACCUAAAAAUAUGUCGGAUAUCGUCAGUCAAGAAAAACGGCAUUCGUAUCGAAGCCCAUUCCGUGGACCUGGCUAAAUUGAGACAAUCGCAGGUUUUAGACAAGGUCGGUCUUAGACUAGAGCAGGAAACCAAAAUCAAUCCUAGACUCAUAGUGCAUGGAGUUCCCUGCGGCAUGAAAAGUGAGGAUCUCAAAAAAGAAAUCAUCUCUCUGAAUCUGAAGAAUGUUACUUUCCCGGACAUCAGGGUUAUUUAUGUUUUCCCUCCAAGAGAGAAUCGAAAAUUCACCAGCUGUGUCAUAGAGGUAUUACCCGCUAUCCGCGCCCAAUUACUGAAGGAGGAAUUAAUUUUUGUAAAUUAUUCUGUCUGCAAAAUUGCUGACUACGUAAAGGUUCUACAGUGCUAUAGAUGCUUGGCAUUCGGUCACUUCGCCAAGACCUGUAAGUUUUCACCUCGCUGCGGUUACUGUGCUGAGGGACACGAAACCAGGGAUUGUGUCACGAGGGAGAGGGAUCCGGUCUGCGGCAACUGCAUGCGAUGGCUGCCUCACGAAGAGCGAUCCCACUCAGCAUUGGAUAGCAGAUAG